This is a messenger RNA of Protobothrops mucrosquamatus (brown spotted pit viper), 2714 nucleotides long. RefSeq names its product complement C1s (gene C1S). Gene Ontology annotation, biological process: proteolysis; complement activation. Lineage: Eukaryota; Metazoa; Chordata; Lepidosauria; Squamata; Viperidae. The transcript has 12 exons. The coding region runs from base 139 to 2208 and encodes 689 amino acids. The record is from RefSeq and is a predicted model, not a curated record. Gene Ontology annotation, molecular function: serine-type endopeptidase activity; calcium ion binding. Gene Ontology annotation, cellular component: extracellular region.
GGCAAAGAGAAAGAGAGAGCCAGCUGCAGAGACCAGGAGUUAAAGCAGGCACACUUCAGGGGAGGAAACAUCCCACUGAGCAGGGUGCCUGUGUUCUCCUAAAUCUCACGAUCCUGCGGCUUUGUGGAAGGAAUAAGAAUGGUGCUCUUACAGAUAUGGAGCUUCAUUGCCUUCCUCCUCCUGUCCUAUACUGAGGCAGCAUCCAUGUAUGGAGAAAUUCUGUCUCCAAAUUAUCCUCAAGCAUAUCCCAAUGAUGCUCUGGAAUCCUGGAAAAUAGAAGUUCCUCCUGGUUAUGGCAUUCACCUCUACUUCACCCACCUGGAUAUAGAGCUAUCUCAAAACUGCGAAUAUGAUUUUGUGAAGGUCCUGUCCGGUGAACAGGUGGAGGGUCAGUUCUGUGGGAGAAAAACAAGGCACACACGGGGCUCUCCUAUCCUGGAAGAACUCCGCGUGCCCUACCAUAGUCUGACUGUCCUCUUUCAGUCUGACUUUUCCAAUGAAGAGAGAUACACUGGAUUUGCUGCCUAUUACACUGCAAUCGAUGUGAAUGAGUGCACAGAUUUUGUGGAAGAGGCCUGUAGCCAUUACUGCAAUAACUAUAUUGGUGGCUACUAUUGCUCUUGUCCUCCUGAAUAUUUCUUGCAUGAAGAUAAGAAGACAUGUGGAGUGAAUUGCAGUGGGAAUGUAUUUACUGAGCUGUCUGGGGAGAUUACCAGCCCCAACUAUCCCAGGCCGUAUCCUGAGAACUCGCACUGUGAUUACCGUGUCAUUCUGGAACCAGGAUACCAGGUGAUCCUGAGCAUUGGGAACAACGACUUUGAUGUUGAGCCAAGUGACUUGGAAGGAACUUGCCCAGAUACUUUGAGAUUUUUAGCAGGGGACCAGAAUUUUGGUCCUUACUGUGGCAACACAUUUCCUGGGCCUCCUAAAAUCAACACUAAAAGCAACAUUGUGGACAUUUCCUUCCAAACGGACCAAGUUGUACAAAUGAAAGGCUGGAAAAUUCGCUACUUUGGGGACCCAAUGCCCUGCCCACAGACUGUUAUUUCAAGAUCUGUUCAGCAUCCUCUAAGAGAACAUUAUGUCUUUAAGGAUUCUGUGAUGGUAACUUGCAUAGAAGGCCAUGAGAUUGUAAUGCCACGAGGCAGUACAACAUCCUUCUACUCUAGCUGUCAAAGCAAUGGAAAAUGGAGCAACUCAGAUUACAGUUGUGUUCCUGUAGAUUGUGGUGUGCCUGAUCCCAUUACACAUGGAGAUAUCGUUUAUCCAUCAGGAUCGGAGGAGACAGAGUAUCAAACCAUUAUCCGUUACGAGUGCCACAAACCUUAUUAUACCCUGAAGGGCAAAGAAACGUUUCAGUGUUCAGCCAAUGGAAAAUGGGUGGAUGAAGAAGGGAAUACACAGCUUCCACUUUGUGACCCAGUUUGUGGAGUUCCCAGUAGAAGUAUUGAAGAAAUAGGGAGAAUUUAUGGAGGCACAGUUGCUAAAGAAGGAAAUUUCCCUUGGCAAAUUUACUUUGAUGAGCCACGAGCUGGUGGAGCCCUUAUUUCAGAACAAUGGAUACUUACUGCAGCUCAUGUGCUGGAUGGUUCUCCAUACCCAGUUCUCUAUGCUGGGUUGUUCAGUGUGAGUCAAAGGGCUAAGAGUGAUGCUGAGCCACUGAAGAUAACGGCUAUAUUCAUUCAUCCUCAAUGGAGCAAAAGUGGAUCAGAGACCAGGACAAACUUUAAUCACGACAUUGCUCUGUUAAGAUUGAAAGAACCUUUGACAAUGGGCCCCACUAUUUCACCAAUUUGCUUACCUGGUGCUUCUUCAGAAUAUGAUCCACAAAUAGGGACCUUGGGCUACAUAGCUGGCUGGGGCAAGACUGACGCUACUCGAACAAGUCCUAAACUAUCAGUGAGGCUCAGGGCAGCUUGGAUCCCCGUGGUGAACAUGAAUACAUGCCAAAAUGUGAAAAAAGAGACUUCAGCUUAUGUCUUCACAGAAAAUAUGAUUUGUGCUGGGGAUGGCCGGCAGGACAGUUGUCAGGGAGACAGUGGUGGGGCAUAUGUUAUCAAAGAUCCCCAAAAUGAGACGCACUAUUAUGUUGCUGGACUGGUUUCGUGGGGCCCAGAAUGUGGCACUUAUGGUCUCUACACUAAAGUGGCAAAUUAUGUGGAUUGGAUCAGAAAAGUCAUGAGGGAGUAUAAAGAACCUGAAGAGUAGAUGCUUCCUCUCUUCAUGCAUUAUCUGUCCACUAGGCACCCACUGACUCUCAAGAGGUUUUGUCCCAUCCAUAAAUCUAACAUACAAAAAAAUGACAUUUGCAGCUAAGAUCCAUAUUAUUGCAAGCCGCUUUACAUUGCCUGUCUCCUCUUUCUUCACUUUUUCUAGUUUUUAAUUGCUUUGUCUUCUCUUCCUUUAAUUAGAUUUCAUUUAUUUUCUUCUUUGUGAAGCUGCUAUAGACCAAAUUACUUUUAAUUCAUGCAAGAGUAUUGCAUUUUUAGUCUCCUACAGUUUUGACCAUUGGAAAAGGAAUAACCAACUACAUCAUAGAUCUGGAGCACCCAACCACUGUGGGCAGCAGAAAAUUCUAGAACAUAAUAUACCAAAAGGUUCUUUUUCAUUGAAAUGAAUGGCAGCCAGCCUUGUGCAAGAGAACAGUCUCACGGAUUGUCCCCAAAGGAGCUCUUUGUGUCCUUAUUGCAUAAAAACUAACAUACACUCAUGAA